This is a messenger RNA of Haliotis rubra (blacklip abalone), 2908 nucleotides long. RefSeq names its product U3 small nucleolar RNA-associated protein 4 homolog. Gene Ontology annotation, molecular function: RNA binding; protein binding. Gene Ontology annotation, biological process: maturation of SSU-rRNA from tricistronic rRNA transcript (SSU-rRNA, 5.8S rRNA, LSU-rRNA). The record is from RefSeq and is a predicted model, not a curated record. Gene Ontology annotation, cellular component: small-subunit processome; 90S preribosome; t-UTP complex. NCBI's taxonomy places the organism in Eukaryota, Metazoa, Mollusca, Gastropoda, Lepetellida, Haliotidae.
GGUUGCGCCCAUGAACACAUGUGUUUAUGUUUCUUUGAAAGCAAUGAAUGAGUGAUUUCAGCAGCUGUUGUACCCUUCAGAUUUGACAUUGUACUGUUACAGUUGUAAUUCAAACUGAAGAUGGGGGAGUUUAGAGUGCACCAUAUUCGCUUCUUUGAGUACAAACCCAAGGCAAUUCACUGUCUCGCUUAUACAAAAGAAUGGAAGAGACUAGCUGUUUCACGAUCUGACGGCUCACUGGAAAUAUGGAGUGAACAAGACAAGUGGUUUCAAGAAAGGGUUAUUCCAGGAAGUGGAGAUCGGUCAAUUGAAGCUGUGAUAUGGCAAGGGAAGCGAGUCUUCACAGCAGGACUUGAUGGCGAGGUGACAGAAUAUGACUUGAUCAAACUGCAGGCCAUGCGCUCUGCCUUUUCCCAUGCAGGACCUAUUUGGUGUCUUACACAGAAUUCCAGUGGGACAAGACUAGCUGCAGGGACGGAAGAUGGCUGUGUGGUUUUAUUUGAUAUUGAAAUGGACAAUCUACAGUACCUGAAGUCAUUUGACAAACAAGAAGGUCGUAUUUUGUCCAUCGCUUGGCAUGAGGGUGAGAACAUUAUAGUGACCGGAGGAGUGGACAAUAUCCGUUUGUGGAGUGCCAGCUCUGGACAUGCUAUCCAGCGACUGACCAUCGGCCGAGAAGAGGUCUCUAAAGAGACCAUCGUGUGGUGUGUCACCGUCACAAGUGACCUGACAGUCAUCAGUGGAGACUCCCGUGGUAAGACAUGCUUCUGGAACGGCAAGAUGGGAACUCUCAUUCGGAGUUUCCAGAGCCACAAGGCCGACGUGUUGUCUCUCUGUCUCAAUGAGACAGAGGAGAGUUUGUACACAGUAGGAGUGGAUCCCACCAUUGUCCAGUUUGAGAAGAUCAUCUAUCCUGGGGAGAACAACACUGGCAAGUGGACGAGGUCAAUCGUCCGGUCCAACCACACCCAUGACAUCCGAGCCAUCGUUCUGUCUGGGGACACUAUCAUCACAGGAGGUGUUGACACCAACCUGGUCCUGCAUGAUAUCAACCCAGCUAAAGGCAAGGGGAGGAAGGUGCCUGGUCUGCCGCAGCGCCCCCUGGUGAGUGUUGCCAAGGAUGCAGGCCUGCUGUUGUUGCAGUAUCCAACAUCCCUGGAGGUAUGGCGGCUCGGCGCCACCAAGAGAAAGUCAAAUAUCCAUGGGGAAAUUCUGCCGCUGGACACCAAGCCACUGAAACUGGUCCAGCUGAAGGCCAAGAUAGGAGAAUGUGUCGUCUGCAGUGCCAUCGCAACUGAUGGGUCUCUGAUUGGCUACUCAGAUGAGAGGAGUAUCCGGCUGUACAACUUUACUGUGAAUGAAUCAGAUGACCUUCAACCAGUUGUGACCUUGACCCGAAUUAAGGUCAUUGAUGAAGACAUCAUGCCAGCUCAUCUCAUGAGAUUUAACGUCCACAAGCAACUCAUCUCAGCCUCAUGUUCAGCAGCUGUUCAAGUUAUAGAUGUCAAGGACACUGAGGUCAAGGUCAAUCACACGUUCCAACCACUGAAAGAUGUGGACUCCAUACAUCUUCUCAGUGUGUCCGCGGAUGGGGAUCACGUUGCCGUGGCCGACCACAAGAAGAGGGUACGAGUCUACAACAUUACCAGCAAACAGUUAUAUAACUUACCAAGUCAAAAGACCCAGCCGUGUGCGAUGACCUUCUCUGCCGGUCGAAACAACUUUGUGUUGUGCACUGCGACAACUCCAUCUUGGAAUAAUGUGAACAAGUCGGAGCUGACCAAGUGGUGUCGGAGUCACAGUCAGAGCCUGCCAGGUCACUGGAGGAACAGGAAGAGCAUCAUCACCCAGAUCUCCCCAGACCCGCGUAACCCCCAACAUUACUUCUUUCAUGAUGAAGAAGUCUUCUGCAUUCUGGAUAAAUCCAAGCCAAUGGUCGUACCUGGUAAGAAGAUAAAAAGACAUAAAAGCAAGCAUAUAGACACAACCGACACAGCUUUCUCCUACAGCUCAAAAUACAAGUACAUCUUAUACCUGGAGCCUCUCACAGAGGACUGGAUGGUUGCCGUUGAACGGACCCCAGUUGCAGUCACAGACACCCUUCCAGCCACACUUCGACAAAAGAAGUUUGGUACAUGAUGGACCUUCAUGGAAGUAUUACACGAGAGACUUGAGUGGGAUGGGUUCUGAGUUGAAGAAUAAUCCUGCUUCAUGACAUAUAUGUCCUGCCGACUUUGUACAGGGGGUAUACAAAAUUUCUAAUUAUCACCAAGAUGUUUUCAAGGUAGAAACUUUAUUUCGAUUUCUUGUCCAUAAGAUUUUUCUACAUAGUCACCUUCCAGAGUUACACAUUUCUCCCAACAUUUCUUGACCUUGCACAGACGGCCUGAAUAGAAUCCCUGAUAUCAUGAAAACCAUCCCUCCACCUCUUCAAUGACCUCAUUGGUAUCGUCAAAACGGAGUCCACAUCUUGGCUCAACUGUGUGGCACAUAUGACCGGUUUGAAAAUGCCUUUUCUAUCUCACAACAGUAUCAUAAGAUAUCUGCACCAAAAACAGAUUUCAUCUCCUCGUGAAUGUGUCGGGCAGUGCAACCCUUCAAGUGCAAAAACUUGAUAACGCUGCGUGCCUCCAUUUUCUCCAUACAUGGGGUUACUCAUGUUUUGGGUCAACUUGCACAAGAUUGAAUUAAGUGAUGUAAAUAGUUUUUGGUCCAUUAACUAGAUAAGAAUCACUGAUGUUACCUUCAAAUUUUCAUAAUUUCUCAAUAAAUUCAUGGCAAUAAUUAGAACUUUUUUAUAUCCCCUCGUAUCCAGAGGUUACCGAACUGAAGGAGUGGACUCCAAACAGUGUUACAGGGCUGAAUUGUCAUGGAUAUUCUUGUUACUGAAAUAAAUACAUAUAUACUA